Messenger RNA from Miscanthus lutarioriparius, 849 nucleotides. The record is from the annotation of a GenBank genome assembly. Lineage: Eukaryota; Viridiplantae; Streptophyta; Magnoliopsida; Poales; Poaceae.
AUGGCCACAGCGCACCUGCUCCGCCGCGCCUCCUCCGCCUUCCUCUUCAGCACCACCAACCCGUUGCGCUCGUGCUCCCCUCUCGUCCGCCUCCAGCACCCCCGCGCCGCCAUGGCCACCGACUCCUCGACCGCCCCGUUCCAGAAGAUCCAGAUCCAGCGCGAGGACACCACUUUUGAUGCCUAUGUUGUUGGCAAAGAAAAUGCUCCUGGAAUUGUGGUUUUGCAAGAAUGGUGGGGAGUUGACUAUGAGAUAAAGAACCAUGCGAUCCACAUUUCCCAACUUGGUGGAGGAUACAGAGCACUCAUUCCAGAUUUAUACCGUGGAAAAGUUGCUCUUGAUGUUGCUGAGGCACAGCAUCUGAUGGAGGGUCUCGACUGGCAGGGUGCAGUCAAGGAUAUUCAGGCUUCAGUUAAAUGGCUGAAGUCAAAUGGAUCACCCAAGGUUGGUGUUACUGGCUAUUGCAUGGGAGGUGCUUUAUCAAUUGCAAGUGGAGUUUUAGUCCCAGAGGUUGAUGCUGUUGUUGCUUUCUAUGGGACACCAUCUUCUGAGCUUGCUGAUCCUUCUAAGGCUAAGGCUCCUAUACAGGCUCAUUUCGGGGAGCAUGACAGUUUUGUUGGUUUUUCAGAUGUCACUGCAGCCAAGUCCCUGGAGGAGAAGCUCAAAUCUUCAGGGAUACCAUAUGAAGUUCACAUAUACCCUGGAUGUUCACAUGCCUUCAUGAACACUUCGCCUGAGGCCCUCAAGAGGAAGAAGGGGAUGGGUCUGACUGAUGAGAACCAGGAAGCCGUCGACCUGGCCUGGUCUCGCUUCUCUUCUUGGAUGGGCCGUUUCCUCGGAUCUGCUUGA